Messenger RNA from Coregonus clupeaformis (lake whitefish), 2655 nucleotides. Its product is annotated as zinc finger protein 777. Gene Ontology annotation, molecular function: RNA polymerase II cis-regulatory region sequence-specific DNA binding; DNA-binding transcription factor activity. Gene Ontology annotation, biological process: regulation of transcription by RNA polymerase II. The record is from RefSeq and is a predicted model, not a curated record. Lineage: Eukaryota; Metazoa; Chordata; Actinopteri; Salmoniformes; Salmonidae.
CCAUCCCACACAGUAGGUGGCGACAUGCACACUAAAUUGUGUGAAAGCCAAUGUACCAUAGAAGAAGUAGUAGUAGUAAACGGAUGUCACCGUUGACCAAGAACAAUUUCCACGUUAGCGUUUUUAGUGUUGUUAUUUAGACAUUUAUUAACACCAUGGAACUUAAGAUAUGACAAAUUUAACUGCACAGCAUCACAUACUUACCCCAGGUAGUCGUUAAUUCGUGUUGGAGACAGGGCUUGGUUGAUAAUGUUUUCUAGCUAGGUGGUAACGUUAGCUAACAAUGGCCAAUUGUGUGGUUUUUCACACUCAAAUAGCCUCCAUAAUGGAGGUGCUAGCUAAUGCAGCCGUGGCAGAGAUCUGUAAACUCGUAGACGACGACUAUGCAGUGUUCCGUUUGGAAAUUUCUCAAAGCCAGAAAGAAAACAGGGGAUUGCGGAGGAAACUACAGCUACUGGAACUGAAGGUGGCACGGGAGCGCGCAGAGAGGACAACGCGAGAGCGCGUCCUCGCCAGUCGUCCAGGUAGUGUCAAGAUCCUCGACCGAUACAGAGGAAUGGCAAGAGGUGAAGGACAUCUCAUUGGAGGACACAGGAGCUUUGUGAAGACAGCGGGACACAAUACAUGGAGAGAUAACCAACCAAUCACUGUUGAUGAGGGGAGUGGAACCUCAACACAGCAUGUUAUCGUGAUAGAGUCUGCAGAUGCAGAGGCUGCUGGUCCUGGGGUCAAGCUGGAGAGGUCUGAAGGAGAGGAGGACCCACGGCACAGCGGAGACAUCCAGACUGGAGCAGCGUCUGGAGUGGCGCCCCCUGUAGCCACGGAGGACCUCGCCACCAAUACAGCGCCCCAGCCCAGGACCCCACACAGCAUCAUGGAGGAGGAGGAGGGUCCAGAGGUGCUGUUGGUAAAGGAGGACGGGUGUGAGGAGGGUCUGGGGAACCCUGAGGGAACCGUGGUCAUGGAUGACAACCAGACUACACCUCCUGAACCCACAGAGGAACCAGCUGAGCAGCACAGGACCACACACAGUCUCACUGAGUCAGUAGACAUGGAGGAUGGGAAGCCUGAUCUGCUGCUAGUCAAAGAGGAGAUUAUAGAAGAUGAACCAGAGAGCGUUGAUCUGCUGAGUGGACUAAAGAUGGGGGAGCAAGGUGGUUGGCUGGAGGCUAAGAGAGGAGACUGGGCGACCAUCUUGGAUUCCCAGACCAGUGCAGCCAAGGGCCCAGGGGACAACAUCACCGAGAAGGCCAGGACCAGAGGCGAAAUAGUGGAGGACAGUGGAUGGGACAGCGUCCUCAACUCUGAGCUGGGGAACAACACUGUUAACCACAACCAGAAACAGACAUUCGAACACAAAACAACAUCCGAACUUAGUCUCCAUGACAACAGACUGGCUGAGACGAGGGCGAAGCGUGGAUUUGGUCUGCGGGGACGGGAAGGUGUCCAUAUGAGAACAGACACAGAAUCGGCUAGCGAUGCUCCGUCCUGCUCCUAUAGUUGUGAUUCAGAAAGACUGAUGGCGCCUCAGGUUAACCCCCUAACAGGUGCUGCCUUCAGCCUGCCUUCUAUAGGAUCUAUCAACUGGAACAUGGACCCUGCGACAACACAGACACUCCCUGGCCUUCGUCCUCCUCACACUCUCCUAAUGUUAAACCAGACCUCAGACAAUGCCAGUGCCUCAACACUAAAUUGCUACACAAGCCCAUUGACAAAUGACAGUAGUAGUAACGCUGUCAGUAGAUCCGGUAACAAAGAGAAGCGCUUCCCGUGUUCGUUCUGUGGGAAAGCCUUCCGUUUCUCUAAACAGGUGGAGAUCCACCAGAGGAUUCACGGGGAGAAACCGUUUGGCUGCCACCUGUGCAGGGCCAGUUUUUCACACUUGUCCAGCCUGAAGAGGCACCAGAGAGUUCACACAGGGGAGAAACUUUUCAGCUGCCACCUGUGCAGGGCCAGUUUUUCACACUCCUCCAGCCUGAAGAGGCACCAGAGGGUCCACACAGAGAAACCAUACAGCUGUCCCCAGUGUGAGAAGAGGUUCUCCCACCAGCACCAUCUGAAGAUGCACCUGAAGGUCCACACGGGAGAGAGGCCAUUAGCCUGUACGCACUGCGGGAAGAGGUUCUCAGAGAGGAGCUACCUCAGGAUACACCAGCAGAAAAUGCACUCAGCCCAUGAAUAGUGACAUGUAAUGUAGUACUAGUUAGUUAGUUUGCAGUUAAUUCUGUUGGUUUUGGAUGUAGUAGGGAACUGGAUGAGGUGAACUGAGGAAAGAAUGAGUAUGAUGAGGUAGAGUAGAUGAUAUGGUGAUGGUUGGUGUGAUGGUGUCUGUAGAAAUGCUUCACUGAUGAAAAGUGACAACCUUGUCCUGUUUGCUGCUGGUGUUUUAUGAGGAAAUGAUAGUGCCUUAAUUCAUGUUUACUUGACAUGAAGUAGUGAAGAUGUGUGUGAUGUAAUGUUGAACCUUUUUCAAAGCAUUCUGAAAUUAAUUUGAUCAAAGCGAGGGUACCAGAUUUACAGAAAAGUGUUACCAUAGUGAGAAAAGUGAUUCUACAAUACUUGUCACGUAUCAUUUUGUGCAAUAAAAGUACUGUACUUCAAAGUUAUGUGAGUGUAUGACCAUUCUGUUGAAAUUAAAUACAGAAUUGACUCUGC